AUGAGAUCUCCAAAAAUUCCACCAAUUUCCGCUUUGACAGCUCUAGAGCCACGGCCCGAUGGCCAAUGGGCCGUUAACGGACAUGAUGGGGACAGCACUUCUCUAUCAUAUGUGAUGGAUAACGGCGCCGAGGCAAUCACCUAUACCCUGCGUCACUGCCAUAAUGAGGAUGAUAUCCGGAAACAUUGCGCAUCUUUUGUCUACGAAUAUAAUGACAACGUUUCUGAGAUCGAAUAUCACCACCAAAACGUGCACGAAGUUCCCACAGAGUUUAGAGAUACACAAGGAGCAGCAUCAAUACUCUACCAAUCACAAGAGGAGAGCGCAUUACGACCAUACUCGACGGGUCAAAUCCAGCAACCGCUCCAGGAGCAUCUUCUCUUUAACACUGAAGCAACCAUUGUUUCACCAUCUGAAUCGCAAGCUCAAGCCAGUAUUCAAUUCGAAGAAACGACACUUGCUCCUCAAUCUCAUUUUUACCAACACGGCCAAAGAUUGAAUAUGCCUAAUCACCAACAGCUUUCACAAAAUAGUUUUGCUCCUGAAACUACUGAGUGGCCUUUGAGCAAUGAAUUAUUUCCCACAGCUGUAGGCAACGCCUCGAUUUCCAUACCUAACACUGAAUUCGGAUUACCCCAAGACACUCCAAUGUUUCUGAGUGCUUGGCAGCAGAACUGGGCUCAUGUAACUCCCAACACUACACAGGGCUCUGACGGAGACUGGGAUACCUUUUUCUCGCAGCAUUCAUAA
Trichoderma breve is the source of this 750-nucleotide messenger RNA. RefSeq lists its product as uncharacterized. NCBI's taxonomy places the organism in Eukaryota, Fungi, Ascomycota, Sordariomycetes, Hypocreales, Hypocreaceae. The transcript is spliced from 2 exons. The record is from RefSeq and is a predicted model, not a curated record. Bases 1 to 750 code for a protein of 249 amino acids.